CAUAUCGACAGUCAUGACAGUAAACGAAUUUGUUGCGAGGUAGGCCUAAGUUGUUUACGCGGCAUGGUAUAUUUCAAGAACAAAUUUUCAACUUCGUACUUUUCAUUUAUCAAUCUCACCGAUGACUCGGAAAAUUGAAGAGGAAUCAAGAUUUUACGUGCGAGAGGUGUCUGAAUGGCCGGUGUGUGUCCACCAACUGUGAACCUCUCAGUGCGCCAUUGAAAGCAAAGUACCACCCCACUGUCACUUGGGCAAUGGGCAUUGUUACAUCAAGGGUUUGAUCACCAGCCGAGUGGGUACCGGACAGGGGCUUGAAGUGUUAUGGAGCCACAUUGCCGAGAUGAUCAACCGGGCUGAUCAUUUUGGAUCCGAUCAUUACACCUUUUGACAUCUUGGACAGAACAAUUGUGAGAAAGAAGACACCACCGUACCUGCGACAGUCCACAUCCACUUUAUACAUGUAUUGGAAAUAAACGAUACAGGAUGGGCGCGCAAAAUGGAAAAGCGUAUGAUUCUGCAACAGACAGGAGGACAGGCAGCAGUUUUUCCCAAUCUGACCUGAGUGCAGAUGAUUAUAAUUUUUCAUCAUCUGCACAGUCGCCAUCUUAUACCAACUCAAGUGCAGACUCCUUGCAAGUGGUCAGGAAAUUGCGGCUUGAGAAUGGAUCCCAGGCAUCCCCCAAGUCACCCUCACAAGAGUCCAAGAGUACUGCCACAAGUUCAGGGGCGUCAUCCUCAGCUACUAGUCCAACACCACUCAUAGAGACCCAGGAGGUUACCGAGGUGGACAUGACUAAAAUGAGGAAGAAACUGGCUCCUCCAAGGACUGCCAAUGACUCACCAUUUGACAAACUCACAGACAAAGUCAUCACUAACAUCUUCUCUUACCUGACAGCUAAGCGUUUGUGUCGCUGUUCUCAGGUCUGCAAACGAUGGCAGCGGCUUGCCUGGCAACCUUGCUUAUGGACGUCCAUCCUGUUGUCCAAGCGACAGAAGAACAUUGAUUAUGCCUUGAAGUGUCUGAUACGGAGGCUGUGCUUAGAGACACCCUAUGUGUGCCUGACUGUGGAGAGGAUUGUACUGAAUGGGUGUGACCAGCUAACGGAUCGAGGCCUGAGUUUAAUUGCCAGACACUGUCCGGAAUUGCUACGGAUUGAAUUGGGAGGGUGCAAUAACAUUACCAAUGAAGGAGUCUUUGAAUUGGUCUCGCGAUGUCCAAGCAUUGACUAUAUGGAUUUAAUGGGAUGUCAGCAGGUUAAUUUUCUGAACUUUCCUUCGGACUACAAUGCAUCCAGAGCCAGCCCCCUACAAGGCCAGACUAUCCUCCUCAGGCAUUUGGACCUAUCUGACUGCUCCUCAUUGGAUGACAGUGGUCUACGCAUCAUUGCUACCAACUGUCCAGGGUUGCUGAACCUGUACCUCAGACGUUGCUAUCAACUGACAGAUAUCGGUGUGCAGUACCUGUCAGCCCAUUGCUUCAUGAUCAAAGAGCUUUCUCUGAGUGACUGUCAUCGUAUCACAGACUGUGGAAUGAGGGAAGUUGCCAAACUAGAAUCACAUCUGAGAUACCUGAGCAUCGCUAAGUGUGAACUCAUCACGGAUAUGGGUGUGUAUGCCAUCGCCAAGUUGUGUGUAAAACUCCGGUAUUUGAAUGUCCGCGGCUGUGCACACAUCACUGAUAAAUCGCUGGAUGUGUUGGCUCGUGGUUGUCCACGACUAAGGUCUGUAGAUGUUGGCAAAUGCCCAUCCAUCACGGACAGAGGAGUGGCCAGUGUGGCUGUUAACUGUUCUGGGUUGCGCAAGCUGAGCAUCCGAGGUUGUGUGAACGUGACAAGUGAGAGCCUUACAAUAUUAGCCAGGUACUGCCCAGAACUGCAGCAGCUCAACAUACAAGAAUGUGAUGAACUGAGUGUUCAGGCCUACAGAGUACUCAAGAAGCACUGUAGAAAGUGCAUUAUUGAGCACACCAACCCAGCAUUCUACUAAAAAAAGGACAGAGGGAAUAGAAAGAACCAUUGCAAGAUGAGUAAUGCAGUAAUUUAACACAGUCUCUUUUGCUUGGUAAUAAAGUCAUCAGUUAUACCACAGACUGACAUAAAUCUAAAAAUGUUGGCUAAAUUAAGGUUUUUUUUCCCCUCACAUGGGGCAUUGAUUUCAUUUACAUGUACUAUAAUUUUGCAUUGAUCAAAAUUUAUUUAAUCAAAGCUUAAUUUAAUGUAAAUGAUGCAGAAAAAAAGAAGGAAAACAUUUCCACAAAGUGAAGCAUGGCUUAACACCAUGUAUGUACAUGUGCGUCAUUGAAACCCCAUUCUAAACCUUGUAAUCCUGUGCAAAUGUGUAGAACAGAGAUGCCACUUUUUCGGUUUAAACCGCAAUUCGGUUUUGUUUUUUUUAAUCUCACAAAAUUCCGGUCUUUCCGGCCAUAAAAAAAAACUGGACAAAAAAGAAGAAAAACUGUGCAAAUGUUUUUAAUAGCGCUCUGGCUCAACGUUGUUCGUUGAAGUAGUCUUAAAAACAAGUCUUUGUUGUUGCCGAGUCUGCAUGCGAUACAGGCGGCCGACGUACAUACUUGCACACAGUAUACAAUGGCGCCUCACGUGCUGCAUGCACCGCGUGCUGCAUGCACAGCAUGCGGGCGUGUCGUGUGCAAAGCACACGUAGCAUUCAGCCUGGAAAUCAAGUCUAUCAUUUCAGUUACAUGUAUCGGUGGUUCCCGAUCGCAGUGAUAUAUGUGAACACAAAAACGCCGGGUACCAACAACGUUUUUGUCUUGCACAUCGCGUAGGGCAAAGGUCAUGUACAAGAAACAGUGUUGUGGAAUCGUGCAUGUUUUUGAUGUUUCAUGUGGAAUAUUACGUUGGAAAUUCGGGUAGGCAGAAAAAAUAAUAGGAAUAUGGAAAAAUCAAAGUGAUUGAAAGUGAAUUAAUCGCCAUAGAAGCAAAAAAAUAAAUGGAGCUUGGCUUGCUGCAAGCGAAAGAUGACAAUAGGGACUUACUGGCUUUUUUACAAAAAAAAUAAAGUUCCGUUUUUUCCAAGCAGCUGUUCCGGUUUUUUUUAAAGCAGACACCGUUCCGGUUUUUUUCAAGCAGACCCUGUGGCAUCUCUGGUAGGAAGAAAAAUGUUUAAUUGACCAAUUACAGGGACUCUCACACUUAACCCAUUUUUUUGACUGGUUGGGGCACUAAAAAUUCACUCCAAUAUUUGAUGAGCAUGUCAAUGCAUCCCAACAUGAUUCCUUAUGCGGGAGGUUCCACAGUGCUUUGAGGAGGACAAACUUCAUCAUUCCACAAACCAUCAAGUCUUUAUACAUGUACGUCACCUCACACUGCAAUUUGUAUAUGUAGUGGCAGCCUUUGCAGUGGCCUAUUAAGAUCAGUGGCCUAUUAAGAUCUGCCACUAUAGGGGAUGCAGUGUCUCGCAAAUUCCAAAGAACACAAAUAAACAAUGGUCUUGACAGAAGCUUGUGGUUUCAAUUAUGUAUUGUAAUAAUGUAUUGUAACUCCAGGGGCUCUCUCAAUGGCAAGAGCAUCUUGCUUGCUCGGUCUUCCUGUGGGACACUUUUCAUGACGUCUCUAGAAUUUGAUAUAAAGUUGUACAGUCGCAGUCCGGACUCUCCCUUAUACUGUGCAUUGCAGUCGAACUCCACACAAAUCUUCCCCUGCUUCUUGGGGUGAUAGACCCCAUGUGGGGUAUGUAUGCAUACCACACACUCCAGAUGAUUUGCUAACAUCAGUACGGUACCAGCCACUUCUGCCGCAUGAUGAUGUCUUCCGCAUGAUGAUGUUCUAUAAGAAGUUGGUGUAGUCAGAAUGGUACUUAAGAUUCUUCUUGAAGCUAGUCUUGAUGAGAAGAUCAAGGUGGUGCAGUGCCAUCAAUCUGCUCUGCAAAUCUGGUUCCGACUCAAGGAGUAGUAAUGGCAUUCCAGAACUGGAUGUCAUCCUGUGAUAUCAUGUCAUCUGGUUUCUUCUCAGGGAAGUGUAACUCCAUCAUCUGUUAAAAUUCAGUUAAAAUGAUAUCCUUCACCUAAUUCUUGAGAGAGAAGAUCACAUGCUCAUUCAACAACUGAUCAUUUUCCAACAAAGGGUGCAGACCUUUAUUGACUUUUGUCAGACAUUCUGGGUCUCGUCCCACGCAGAUUCUCUUCACUGUCAAUGAUGCAUUCACAAGCUCUUUUUACUAGCUAAUGAUUUUUUUUUCAGUCCUCUCAUAAUUUCUACAAAUUUCACUGUCCCAAUAUUCUGCUGCCUACAAUUCUUCAAGUUGGUGACUUGACUCCAGCAACUGUUGCAAAGCCAUCUCAUCCAGCGUUAAUUUACUUGAUCUGAAUCAGAUAAUAAUUUCUCCAAUUGGUUGGCGCAUCUGUGCCAGGCUGACAGGGUACUUGGCAACCUGUACUCAUGAAGGUUGACUUGUCAUAGGACAUUCUUUUCUGUGAUUUGUCUUUCUCUGGGGGUUUUGACUCCAUUUUGAAAGUUAAGGGAAUGCUUGUUGUUGCUGAAUAAGUAUGGGCCUUAUUUACGAGUUGGCCAUUUUUGUCGAGUUCCCUGAAUGUAUUGCGUUAAGUGUUAACCGUUGAAUGGGAUGGCGCCAGACUAUAUAUGCAGGCACAAUGCAGCAUUAUUUUAUUGUCAAUUUCUGUUUAAAUCUGGCUUUUAACAUUAGGGAAUGUUUAAUUACAAAUUUUAAAUUAUUCAUUGAAGCAGACUGGAAUUAAUUAGAAAUUAAGUUGCUUUCAUUUCUCUUCGCAAGUUCCAAAUAUUAAGAUUUUACCUCACUUUUAAUUCAAUACUCGUGAAUAAGGCCCAUUUACGGUGGUGUAAAGUUUAGAAGGAAACACAAAUACUACAAUGCUUAGAGAAUAACACAUCACUUUCCAAUUGUAAGUUCAGACCCAAGUACGGUACAUGUAUAUUGGUCAUGUUUGCAGGCGCAGGCGAAUUUUGUUUUAUAUAUUGCCGAUGACACAAGCUGUGUCAUCGGUAAACCUGUAUUACUAUACCUCAUAAAUAUUCAUCAGGCAACCGCGGCAUUUCAUUGGUCCAUUCCAGCAACUCGAUCGUGUGAAAGUUUUUACUAUCACCCCGCAUUUUGGUACGGGGGCGUGACGUGCAAAAACCAGGGAGGUACUAUCACACGCCUGGGUCGCAACCUUAGAUUUGUUCCAGUACUGUGUUAUCUCUUUACACGACGCAUGUGCUUUACGUACGUACCGUGGAAAACACCAUGUGAGGACAGUUGCAUGUGCCAGUCUAUUAUGGCAUGCAUAUAAAUGGCGACACGACCGGUGGUGCUCGCUUUGCGAUUUUAACUGAGGAGGAAGUGGGUGAAAUUUUGCACAAUAAUAAUAAAUGCAGUGUUUUGCGUGAAUGUUAAAGUUAAUAAAUGACACAAAAUUAACUUUCAAUUCUGUCCGUUUCCUUAGAUUGAAAUAAUGUUUCACAUUAUCCAAAUACUGCUCGAUCAAAAAACAUGGUGGAAUGGACGAAUGAAAUACUGCAGCUGCCUGAUGAAUAUUUAUGAGGUAUACUAAAACAAAUACAACAUGUUUUUUGCGGGGAACUAGUGAAAACAAAUGACCCCUCGGUGUUGGAUGGUUGGGACUAUCUCCCAAGGCGAAUCAUCCAACACCUCGGGGUCAUUCAUUUUCACUAUUUCCCGACAAACCAUGUUGUAUUUUGUAUAAUAUCAGAUACGUUCCAUUAGCAUGCAACGCAUCAAGCCUUCAAGGCAUACAACAUGAACAAUUUGAUCAUGCAUGCCAUUUUCCCCUUAUCCCCUUUCAACAAAAACAUUAGUGGAAUUACCUGGCUGGUUGGUGUUGUAUGGUAGCCAAAAUCCUGUAUGUUGCCAUAGUAACCAUGAUUAGGGGAAGCUGUUGCUAUGCACUGCUGUCUAUCAAGUAAUUUAAGAAAGCUGCCUAAUGUCUUCCACUGCUGCUCUUUUUCGUUGUUUUAAAGGCUACAUGUAUACUGAACCUAGCUGUUGCUUACAUAUGGUGCUCCAAUGAAAUAGUUUGUGGCUAAUUGUUAGUCAAUGUAGCUGAGUGUUUUGUGUGGGUUUCUUUGAAAGGGGUAGCAGCUCCUUAGUCUGUCAUGUCUGUUUUACAUUAAAGACAGCUUUCUUUGGAUAGUUACUUUUAGGUUUUUCUUUUUAAAGUGGCAGUUGUUCAACCAUGGGGAUGCUACUCCCAUUAUGGACCUGCCACACUCAUCCGAAAUAUGUUGGUUUUCCCAGUUUGACUUUCAUGUAGAUUUUCACAGUUUUUUUAUUCCUUAUGCCUGUUGGUGACUAGCCUGUGUAUAGUUAUGGGAGGGAAAGUGGAUUGAAUUUCUGACUGUCUGUGACUGAUCAAACAGGAUGAAGGGUUUACUUGAUGUUCUCUUUCAAUUCACUUUUCGUCUACUCCAUGAUUCAUCCAUCCCACCAGCUGGCAGCUUGCCAUUUAUUCUUCCACCGAGUUAUCCUUCCAAUCUUAAAAAAAAUAAUUUGUGCGAAUGUAAAUACAUUGUACGCUUUCAUUUCACAGCUCAUAAACUGAUUUACAAGAUGUGGCAAUUAGAUUCCAAACAAUGUGAAAACAAUAAGUCAAAAUCAACGUUUUCGUAUGAGUGAGCGGUGAAUUGUGGGAGAGAGUUUUAGAAAAACAAACCCCUGUGAUGCUAAAAGCUAGCCGUUUAUUGGACUAGGAUUGCGUGACGUGUUUUACUUAUCAAAGAAAUGCAUUGUAUGGGCAAGUUGGCACAUAUUCGACCAAAACUUUGAUUUGGCUUUUGGAAUGCUGAUAUAGAAGCCCGCCCUCUGUUGUUUAUAUAAAGACAGCAAUUGAUGGUGAUGAUAUUCAUUAAACCCUGCGACGCACACAUAUGGACUAGUCAUCAGUUCAGUUGAAAUUUCCACCAUGUGGAUUCAAAUCUGUACAAAUUUCAGGGUUGCAACAUGUUUACAUGCGCAUGUGUGGAAAGUAAACAUGAAAGUAAACAUAUGAAAUGUGUUUUUAUGUUAUUAUGUUAUUCUACUUGCAUCAUGUUUUGAUUUGCCAUGUUACAAAGGAUUGAUUGUUGGAGAGAAAAUUGAAGGGUUCACAUUAACUUUAAAAAGUUGCUGCAAACAUAGUUUAAAAAUUUACUGAAUUGCAAGCAAAUGUAUGUACAAGUAUUUGAUGCAUUACAUAUUGGACAGAAUGUUUUACUCCAAGGCUAGAGUACUUUGAGACAUGCUCGAGUCCAAAUCACAAGCAAUGGAAGUCAACUGUCAUGUGUACAAUUCCAGACAAGUACAUUCAUAACAAUCAAAAUUAAGGUCAGUGAUAAUGCUUACUCCGGUUCUGGAUUUAAAGUUCAGUUUGUCAAAAAUAUUUUGGUCUUGCAAAAGUACAUCUAAACUUAAAGUUAUAAAGCAGUUGUUAAAUAUCCAAUGCACUAUGUGAUAUGAAAUGUAUAGAGUCGCUAAUCUCUCUGGUUAUAUGUUUUGGUUUUUUUGUAAGGACCCACAUGCACUUUUUCUCAAUGCAUUUGCCCAGUUUCAAAAUGUAUUCUUUUCCAAACUGUUUGUCACACACAUUCUCAAUUCAUUCCCUCUUGUUUUCAGUUUCAUGUUUUUCUUUUGUGUUUACAAACUGCAGAACGUCAGUAAAAAUAUUUUUCAAUGUACUGUAAAUUUUUGUUUGCCAUAUAAAAGUGACUUAGCCACCAAAAAAAAAACAAUGGUCACAUUUCACAGUUCCAUUGAGCGUGUGAAGCCUAAAUCAAUGGUUUUUGUAUGACAGUUUUGGCUGGGAAAAAAUCAACUGUUGUCAAAUAUAAAAAUUGAUGCAUGUACAAUGUAUCUACAGCUUGGUGCUGGACUUUUGGUGUUUUUUACAAAUGAGUUGUGCACUGCCCCAAACAUUUAUUGAAACAGCCGAUAGCAAAAUAUACUUUGCUAAGGAUGACUUUUAUAUUUUAAUCCACCUUUUAUAUAGAAAGGUGAAUAAUAGUUAAGCAGCAGCUUUUUAGACCUAAUUAAAACGUGUCUAUAUCAUGUUUUUCUGGUGAAGUAAAUCUUCAGAGGUUCUUUGUGGGGGGGGGGGUGGUUUAAAGAUAUGUCUAUAUGGUUUCCUUUGUAGCUGUGUUUCCUAACAGGAAUAAAUUACAUUGCAUUUCAUUCCAUCUGUCCUUUGGCCUUUACUGUUUAGCGUGUCACAAGGAUCUUGUAUAAAUUGUAUGUGUUUUAUACCAAAUAUUUAGAUGUGUGUUUUUUAAUAUGUUUUGUACAAAUAUUGCUUGGUUCCAAACCACUGUAUUAUCUUUGUAAAUACAGCUACUUUUGAUCUGUGUGUAUUUAUAUGCGUGUGUACAUGUAAGUAACCCAGCUUUUUAUCUAUAUUUAUUACUCCAAGCUGUCUGAAGAUUUUGGGGUCAUUUUCUUGGAUCUGUGUUACUUCACAACAAAAUCCUACUUCCCCAAAUUUCUAUUUUUCUUUUAAAUUGAUUUCCCAUCGAUAGCUUUAACUGAAAUGCUGAUAACUUAACGUGAGACAAAGCUUUGGUAAAUCUUUUGCAUGUUUUAAAUUUAUAUUUGCAAUAUUUGCAUUAUUUUUGUUUUGACAAUCACGUAUGGAGUAUAUAGUUCUUACAUGUGUUUUGAAAGUACAUGUGAGUUGAAAUAAAUUUGUACUUGAUAAAAUGAUA
This is a messenger RNA of Patiria miniata (bat star), 8669 nucleotides long. It is a transcript of the gene fbxl7, whose product is annotated as F-box/LRR-repeat protein 7-like. The coding region runs from base 484 to 1986 and encodes 500 amino acids. The transcript is spliced from 5 exons. Gene Ontology annotation, cellular component: SCF ubiquitin ligase complex. The record is from RefSeq and is a predicted model, not a curated record. Lineage: Eukaryota; Metazoa; Echinodermata; Asteroidea; Valvatida; Asterinidae. Gene Ontology annotation, molecular function: protein binding. Gene Ontology annotation, biological process: SCF-dependent proteasomal ubiquitin-dependent protein catabolic process.